AUGUCGGCCGAAUCUCCCGAACUCGAAGUGGACGGCGAGUCGAUCCACGAGCUCUUCAGCGCCCGUCAGGGCAUAACCUACAAUGAUUUUAAUAUCCUUCCGGGAUACAUUGAUUUCCAAGUCGGCCAGGUGGAGCUGGAGACGAAACUUACAAAGGGUAUAACCCUCAAGGCACCACUCGUCUCCUCGCCGAUGGACACCGUCACCGAAGCCGAAAUGGCCAUCGCGAUGGCGCUUCACGGCGGCAUCGGGAUAAUCCACGGCAAUUUCCCGAACCACGAAGCUCAGGCCGCCGAGGUGCUGAAGGUCAAGCGCUACAAGCAAGGCUUCAUUUCCAACCCGAAAUGCAUCAAGCCCACCGACACUGUCAAGGAUUUGAUGAUCAUCAAGGCGAAGCAUGGUUUCACCGGAACCCCCGUCACCGACACUGGAAGCCCCGGCGGAAAACUGAUCGGUCUCGUCACCUCCCGCGAUGUUGAUUUCAUCCCGGAAAGCCGCUACACCACCACCCUCAUUCAAGAUGUAAUGGUACCCCGCGAUCGGCUGAUGACUGGCAAAGAGGAAAUAGCCUUGAAAGAGGCCUAUGAGAUCCUGGAAAAUGAGAAGAAAGGAAAGUUGCCGAUCGUUGACAGCGAGGAUCAUCUUGUUUCACUGAUCGCACGCACGGAUUUGAAGAAGGCCCGUGAGUUCCCGCUCUCCACCUACGACGAAAAGCGCCAACUCCGUGUCGGUGCCGCGAUCAACACGCGAGAAGCCACCCGUGCGGCUAUUCCCAUGCUCGCCAAGGCUGGAGUUGAUCUACUUGUCAUUGACUCUUCCAAUGGCUCUUCAAUGUGGCAAGUCGACCUGAUCAAGCACAUCAAGUCCGAAUAUCCCAACCUGCAAGUCAUUGCUGGAAACGUUGUGACACAAGCCCAGGCAAAGAUGCUGAUCGAUGCCGGGGCUGAUGGUCUGCGCAUUGGAAUGGGAUCUGGCUCGAUUUGUAUCACUCAAGAAAUCAUGGCCGUUGGAAGGGCCCAAGCUACGGCUGUCUAUCAGGUCGCCAAAUAUGCUCGGCAAUGCGGAGUGCCGAUUAUCGCCGAUGGUGGCAUCCGCGACGUCGGCUACAUCACCAAAGCGCUCGCACUUGGAGCUUCCGCCGUCAUGAUGGGCGGCCUCCUCGCCGGCACCACUGAAGCCCCCGGUGAGUACUUCUGGGGAGCACAAGGUGUUCGUCUGAAGAAAUACCGCGGCAUGGGCUCAAUCGAUGCAAUGGAAGCCCACGCCAGCAGCCAGGACCGCUAUUUCACCAGUGAAGCCGAUCAAGUCAAGGUGGCGCAGGGAGUCUCUGCUACGAUGCGCGAUCGUGGGAGCAUUCACAAGUUUGUGCCUUACCUUAUCCGCGGCGUGCAGCACGGCUUCCAGGAUAUCGGAAUCCAAUCGUUGUCAGAGAUGCACGAAAAAGUGUCGGCUGGCCUCAUCCGCUUCGAAAGACGCUCCCCGAAUGCUCAACUCGAGGGCGGUGUCCACUCCCUGCAUUCGUACGACAAACGUCUCUAC
Messenger RNA from Mesorhabditis spiculigera, 1539 nucleotides. The record is from the annotation of a GenBank genome assembly. NCBI's taxonomy places the organism in Eukaryota, Metazoa, Nematoda, Chromadorea, Rhabditida, Rhabditidae.